Molecule: messenger RNA, 4141 nt
Organism: Mus musculus (house mouse)
Lineage: Eukaryota; Metazoa; Chordata; Mammalia; Rodentia; Muridae
Gene: Lyset
Product: lysosomal enzyme trafficking factor
Exons: 2
Coding region: 369-860 (163 amino acids)
Biological process (GO): regulation of vesicle-mediated transport; lysosomal transport; lysosome organization
Cellular component (GO): Golgi membrane; Golgi cisterna; Golgi apparatus
Source: RefSeq, marked validated
GAAUGCGGCGGUAUCCGGGACUGCGAGCGGGCGGGCCACUCAGGACAGGAAGGUGAGACCCGGGGCUGCUCGGCUUGGCUGUCAGGCUGGCCCGGCGUCCGGCCGGGAGCCGAGCUCGGGCCUCUGCAGGCCAAGCCUGGCGCCACUGCCCAGCUCAGCUCGGCGGCGGGUGCAGUGGGGGGCGGGCCCGGCAUCUCCAGGUGGUUCCCCCCGCCUGGGGCUCCGGAGGGCGACGGGGCCCGCCGCCGCCGCGUGACCAGCCGUAGUCACGCUGAGCUUAAUCACUACUAGCUCGUGCUCCCGCCGCCGCGCUCACCUUCUUCAGCUGCGCGACCCAGAGGGUUUCUCUUAAGGUGGCUUGUUCUGAAAUGCCAAAGGCACCUGACUGUUCAGAACUGAGUGACUCUUGCUCGCUUGCAGGGGGAACAGGAAGAUUUUCGGGACCACUGCACAGAGCAUGGAGAAUGAUGAACUUCCGUCAGCGGAUGGGAUGGAUUGGAGUGGGACUGUAUUUGCUAGCAAGUGCAGCAGCGUUUUAUUAUGUUUUUGAAAUCAAUGAGACUUACAACAGGUUGGCUUUGGAACACAUUCUGCAGCACCCUGAGGAGCCUCGGGAAGGAACCACAUGGACACACUCCUUGAAAGCUCGGUUACUUUCCCUGCCCUUUUGGUUGUGGACAAUUAUUUUCUUGAUUCCGUACUUACAGAUGUUUUUGUUCCUUUAUUCUUGUACGAGAGCGGAUCCCAAAACAGUGGGCUACUGUAUUAUCCCCAUAUGCUUGGCAGUUAUCUGCAAUCGUCAUCAGGCAUUUGUCAAGGCUUCUAAUCAGAUCAGCAGACUACAACUGAUUGACACAUAACACCCAUCACCGGUUUCCCUUAUUGUAAGACUGCCAGCACUGUAUAGUGGCUGACCACAAGACUGCAGUUUCUUCACAGGUCUCAGGAAGUUGUGGUGGAACGAGACUUAAAAAGUGACAAGAGGACUGACUACUUUAUCUGAAUAAUGACUUUUUAGGUAAAGCCUGAAAUAUAGUACUACACAAUCAUGUUGAUGACUUCAGAGUUUGGAAGUAAAAUAGUGGCUUGUAACCUGCAGUCUUUAGAAACUUGAAUAAGCGCCUGAAUUUUUUUAUUUCUAUUCUAUGUGCAACAUAGUAUGAUUCAGAAAUUUUUCCAUUGGGGAAAAUAUUUCCAUUGUGUUAAAUGUAAAAAGGUCUGACCAUGAUCAUAAAAUUUAAAUUUUAUACAAUUACUUUGCUUGCUUUAAAAAUUUUCAGACUAAGACACUAAUCCUGCUUUCAGUUUACAUGGAAUUGGUAGAAAAUUAAUGAGAUGGCUAUCACCUUUCUGUUUUUUUCGGGGGAGGUGGGUAGGUAGGGGAGAGUGCUGGGGAUAGAAUCUAAGCCUUUGUGCUUUUCAAGACAGUUACUCAGUGUGCCCUGGCUGUCCUGGAACUUGCCCUGUAGAUCAGGCUGGCUUCAAAUUCUUGCCUGCCCCUGCCUCCCCAACAGCUGGGAUUAAAGGUUUGUGCCACCACCAACCCAUUGCUUUUUGUACUUUUACCACUGAAUUACAUUUCCAGCCAUGAUGAUGGCUAUUUAGAUACACAGAAUUUGUUCUUUUCUUUUUGGGUAAUGGCUAUCUAAACCACUAAUCUAUAGUUCUUUGAAAAACUAUGUAGGAACUGAACAGAUGAAAUGGUUGAAGUCUAGAAAUAACACAGACACCAGGUGUACCAGCACAGAUCACUGAAGAGAUAUUGUUCCUUUCCUGGGUGAAAUCAGGGUAUCCAGUGGUAGUAGUACUAACACAUUUCACACCAUUUUAAUAACCAUGGCUUUUGAGUCAUUGCUUUAGAGCUACAACAACAACCUUAUGAAUGAGAGCAGCACUUUAGCCUGAUGCAGUUCCUCACCACUGACACAACAUCCCAUGCUGUGUACAAACAUCAACUAUUUACCUGUGUAUACUGACUCAUACCAAAAAUGAAAAUGAGUUUUAGUGAAGGUUUUUUUUUUUCCCAAAUUGUACCAUCUGGGAGCUUUUUGUGGUGCUAAAGAUCAAACUGACAUCCUCGAACAUACAAGCCAACUCUUAACUACUGUGUUGUAUAACCCUAGUCCUAAAGUUUCUCAGCAACCUCACUAACUGCUGUAUUUGAACAGAGAGGCUAAAAUUCCAUGGCAAAAUUUAAUCUUUUUUGGUUGUAUCUCAAAAGCAUCAGAAUCUACUUUAUGAACUCCUGGUGGUGGACCAUGCCCUUGAUCAUGCUAGCACUUGAGAGGCAGAGAGACGAAUCUCUGAGCUGGAGGCCAGCCUGGUCUACAUGAAAAGUUCCAGGACAGCCAGAGCUACAAAGACAGACCCUGUCCCCCAAAAAACCCCCCAUAAGACAAAAACCAAAACCCACAAACUCAAAAACCAACUCAGUUUAGUUGCUGAAAUAACACAUCUUUUGCUAUAAUAUAUUCAGUAUUUCAGGGAAACAGUUUGACAAAACUACUUCUGUGAAUCAGGUGCAUCUUUUGAGUGCUUUUAAUAUGCAUGCUGCAGAAAUGUUUUAGAAGUAUUCUUCACCAACUCUUUACUCCCAAUACCAAGGCAGCUGUUGCUACUGGGACAAGUGCCAUUUUACAAGACUGAAGUAUUCAGGAAUUAAUAACCUGUCCAUGGACAGGGUAAGUAACUGGAAAAGCCAAGCUAAGAGCCAUAGGCAGGGUAUGGUGGCACAUUCCUGUAAUCUAGCAUUCAGGGGCAGAUGCAGGUGGAUCUCUGUAAAUCUAGUCUAUGUAGUGAGUGCUAGUACAGUCAGCUACAUAGGGAAACCCUGCCUGAAAACAACAGUAAAAAAUCAGAUGAAGUAAGAUUUGAACCCAGGAUAUCUAUCUGGCUUCAGAUUCCAUCUCUGUACUUAAGGAAAAAUGAUUAAUUAAUGAUAAUUAGUAUGGAAGUAGUAGCAAUUUAUUUUUAUUUUUGUCAAGACAGGGUUUCUCUGUGUAGCGCUGGCUAACCUGGAACUUGCUCUGUAGACCAGGUUGGCUUUGAACUCAAAGACCCAACUGCUUUUGCAGGGAUUAAAGGCAUUUCCAGAUAUAAUUUAUUAAUGGUUAGUUUACAAGGUUAAUCUGCUCUUUAAAAAAAAAAUCACAUUCCCUUAUCUCUGUUUGUACAAAUGUUAAGUUGGGUGCCAUAGUGUAUAUAUGGAGGGCAGAGGACAACCAUGAACAUGUUUUCUCAGGUGCUAUCCAUUUAGAUUUUGGAGACAGGGUCUUUCUUACUGGCCUGGGGCUUACCAAUUCUCCAAGGAUCCCAGUUUCCACUGGACCAAAUUGCUUAGCUCCCUCCAAUCCCCUUUAAAAAACAAACAAAAAUAUGUGUCCUUGCAAACAAACAAUUCUUCAAACUUUACCAGCCGUGCCAUUGUCAUUUUAUUUACAACCCUACCUGAAAUGAAACAAUCGCAUUGAAGUUUUUUCACUGAAAUACUUGAGUGCAGGCACAGUAAAUAGAUUAGCUGCAGAAGUGUCUAUGGCACUUUUUUCGCUAGUACACACUUUUGACUUAGAUGUCAUUAACUUUAAAGUAAAAACCCCCGGAAGUAUAGAAUCUGAUUCUGUUUUACAAUCUGUUUAAGGAACAAACAGCUUUUCUUUGGUGGAGUCACGAGAUAAAGUGCUCACAUGAGUAAGUCACCACCGCUUGAAACAAAUGCGAAUGCUUGUACCAAAUGGGUAGGGUUAGUCUUUUCCAUUCCCUGGCACAAGUGAUUACUGUGCUGCUUCAUUGUUCAUCCUUUCAUCACGAAUGCACCACUGUGCAUUCCCACACAUAAAGUCCUAGAAAACUUUGGACUGUGGUUGGAAAUCACCAUGCAGUUAGUGUUUAAAACCCUGCAAACCUCCUCACAUACAAUAAUAAGGUCCAUGGAGGCGGGUCCAACUCUUUUUGUCUUAAACAUUUUCAGAUGCUUCUACUAGGGUUCAAAGAACUGAUCCACAGUGUUGAGCAUUUACUGAAGAUUCAAGUACUGGAGCUGUGUUUAUCUUUGGAACAGAAUCAGAAAGUGUUCUGCAGAAACUUGAGUCAUUUCCACAUUUUGUCUACAUGUCCUCAUAUUAAAUCCUCCCUGUGCUCUGAA